Molecule: messenger RNA, 520 nt
Organism: Drosophila miranda
Lineage: Eukaryota; Metazoa; Arthropoda; Insecta; Diptera; Drosophilidae
Exons: 2
Coding region: 179-520 (113 amino acids)
Source: RefSeq, a predicted model, not a curated record
CCCACAAAUAUUAAUAAAGCAACGCGCUUGGUUGCUGGCGGCUCACACCCCAGCCUCUCAGCCCCUCCCCUGUGGAGCACUGAGAGCCUUCAACCCAAAGAGGCUCGUUGCUCGUUGCUCGUUUGAGAAGUCGAAAGGGUUACCCAGGAGACGGAAAAGCCGGAAAAAGAUACGAGAAAUGCCUGCAAAGAAAAAACUUGAAGGCAAAGCUAAAGCCGGGAGUAUACCGGGGGAUACAGGAUCUGUGGCAACCGCGACUAUGGUUCGGCGCCAAAUGCCGCCGCGCGCCUGCAAGAGCAAGAGCCAGAGCGCCGCCAGGCCCAGUCUUAGUCCCAGCCGCCUGGCCAAGAAGCCCAGCCUGACGCCGACCACCGGUCUCGAGACGAUUUUUGAACGGCCCGGCAAUGAGGACGACGGGCCCACCAGCAGCCAUGCCGUGGCAUUCGGCGAGUGCCAGCGCCGCGUCCUCGCCCUGGGUACGGGCGAAAAAAAAGAACCCUGUCGCAGAAGAGCUGCCUGA